AUGUCUCAUAAUUUGAUUUUUAAGCAUAAUACCGUCGGUGUAGACGGAAAAGCCCAAGCUAAGAAUCGAGUGCCAACGCUGUACCGCAGCUGGGGUUACGUGUACUCGAGAGCGGCAGCGACGGACGCGGACGCGUCGCUUGGCAGCGUUGCCAAAGAAUUUACACCUUGGUUUCAACCUCCUGACACUUCCUUCGGGGCUUCUAUCAGUAGUACUCGUGGAAGACAGUUUGAAGAUGAUGAACAAGACCCAGACUCGAUCACAUUUGUUUCGAAAGCCGCAGAUACUUACCAACCUUUCACGGACCAUGGUGCGGUGGUCAGCGCCCUUAAACAAUCAAAUAAUACAAGCAGUUUGAUUAUAGAUGAGAUUAACACUAACACCCAUUUGUCUGUGGCCCGGACGGGCGUUUUACGGUCGGCACUGGACAUCGUCAAAAGGUUCAUAUCAUCAUCACAGCAUGCGGACAGCAUACCAGAUGAAAAGAUUACUCCCGAUCCUGCAUCAAAACUUAUUGAUUUUCGAAUCGAACUUUUCUAUAUGAUGAUGGGCGGUAUGUUUUUUUAUCCUUAUUGGGCAUUGCACCUCAUUCUAAAUACUGCAGGUCAAAAUGAACGCGACGCCCUAGCUCUCCACUGGCCGGAUCACAUUUCACCCCUAACUCUGCAGCGAAUGUGUUUAGCCUUGAUGAGUGGUACUGUUGGUCGGCAAACAGAUCUUCAAUACAAGCUUUGUGUACUUUACAAGGCUACCAUCUUCGUCAGUCGGUGGCUGCGAUUUUCCUCGCCGGGGGGAUUAUCAGACUGUUUAGCCAAAUCUAGAAAGCAGUAUACUGCAGCUUUCCUUGAAUCUCUCAGUAUGAUUGACUUCUCGAGGUCUCCCAGCCUUGCAAUGCUACAAGCGCUUCUUUCUGGUGUCGGUGAUCCUCAGUCCCUAUGCAGAUAUGUCGUUAACUUAUAUCAGGCCACACUAGUACAGCUUCUUGGAGACACGACAAGAUCUUGGCACCUGACUGCUCUAGCCUCCCGUGUUGUGGUAGCUUUGGGUUAUCAUACCUCGACUUCGAUCGGCUGUGAUGCUGACGAAGAAAUCGAAAUUCGUCGCUGCUUGUCUUGGUGCUACUAUAUGGACAAGACACUAAGCAUGCUUCUAGUCCGUCCUACAUCUUUACCCGUCCUUGCGUCCGACCCGGUAGAUCUUCUCAACACGGUUUCUGAAAAUCCAUUAUCAUACAAAGUCAGGAUAUUGGUGAAACUCGCUCAAGUUCAGGAUAUCUCGUUAUCUCUCAUGUUAAAAGGUCAAAAAGAAGAGCUCGCAAUGGCUCAGGAGCCUGCUUUGCUUGAAGACCUUCAAAAUAGACUAAAGUCUAUCAGUGAGGAGAUUCGGCAGUCCCGUCAGAAAUUUGCUGAACAGCCCGCUGCUAUGAUUGAAUGGGAUGCCAUUGACUUCACUUUCUUUUCGAUCGCAACGAGUGUCCUUCGCCUUAAAUCAUUAGCCGUGCAAAACAAUAGUAGACGCCAAGAGUGCUUGCGGACCGCAUUACUAUAUCCUCUGACUCCAUUAUUUGUGGUUUUUUGUAACGUCGUCGCUACUUCGGAUAUAGAGGAUUUGGAGCUGUUGAAAGAUGUCACCUCCACAAUAUCAAGAAUUAAAGAUCAAUGCACCUUUGGCUCGAAUCUUUACAGACUUCUAUCCGAAUUGAUCAAACUCUGUUCCAAUCUGCAUGAUAUUCAGCCUAGUCAACCGCCUCAUAAUCAUCAUGUUCAAAGUCAAGGAUCACCGACUGGUGUUUCAUCGAUUGUUGGGAAAAUCAACAGGACUAUCGAAAGUGAAGUCGCCAUGUUGAAUUUUACGGAGGGUGAUGCCAAUUCAAGAUGGCAUGUGCAACAACGAACCCAGCAAUCAGAUUGUCAUCGAUCUUGUGAAGGGCCAAAACGUUCUUCAAUUUGGGAUGAGGGUCUUAUGCGGGAGCUCUUCAAUACUCACCCGUCCGUUGAGUGGCUUGAUUACCACAGUUCUGACUUUCAAGAAACUACGCACCCAUGA
Penicillium crustosum is the source of this 2046-nucleotide messenger RNA. RefSeq names its product fungal specific transcription factor domain-containing protein. Lineage: Eukaryota; Fungi; Ascomycota; Eurotiomycetes; Eurotiales; Aspergillaceae. Gene Ontology annotation, biological process: DNA-templated transcription. The transcript has 5 exons. The record is from RefSeq and is a predicted model, not a curated record. Bases 1 to 2046 code for a protein of 681 amino acids. Gene Ontology annotation, molecular function: zinc ion binding; DNA binding.